GACAUUAUAGAAAACACGUUAAUCAGACUCGACUCUCAAUUCAGGAUGACGUGGUCAUAUUUCUUUAAAAGAAUCUAGUGGGAUUUUUAACACUCCCAUCUUGAUGAUAUGAUGCCAGAGCUGCCAAAGUUGGCUUAUAGUUCUGCAAAAAUUCAUGAUGGCAAAACCCUUUGUGCAGAUUGUGAUAGCUGGUGUGCAAGUCAUUGCACGUGCAUUUGGUCGAGCUUUGAGAGAGGAAUUUUCAAGAGGUCAGCAAGCAGCACGGAAUGCUGGAGGUGGUAGAGGAGGUCAAGCAAGAGCAGCAGCCAAUGCGAAGUUUGGCAUGACUCUUGAAGAAGCAAAGCAAAUCCUCAAUGUUGACAAACUUGAGAAGGAUGCCAUAAAAGCAAGUUAUGAACACCUAUUCAAAGCUAAUGACAAGUCCAAAGGUGGUUCAUUCUACAUUCAGUCGAAGCUUACGCCCUACUAUUCGGAAACACCGGGGACAGAGUUCGAUCUCGAACUGCCGAACACGCAUCAGGUGGAGGUGAGAGAGGACGAAGUGACGUCACGCGAAGGUUGCACGAGUGCGCGGCUCAAUCUCUUGCAGGGUGGGGGGAUAGUCGUUGCUUGCGUGAUCAAGCAACUGGUUCUGACAAAUGGCUCAACAAGCUUUGACAUGUGGUACAAUAUGCCAGUCCCUCUGCGCAUGAAGUUUUUCUUCUAUAAUGUGACAAAUCCUGAGGAGGUAUCUCUUGGAGGCAGACCAAGAGUGGAAGAGCUUGGCCCAUACACAUUU
Molecule: messenger RNA, 778 nt
Organism: Darwinula stevensoni
Lineage: Eukaryota; Metazoa; Arthropoda; Ostracoda; Podocopida; Darwinulidae
Source: the annotation of a GenBank genome assembly